This is a messenger RNA of Coregonus sp. 'balchen', 9408 nucleotides long. NCBI's taxonomy places the organism in Eukaryota, Metazoa, Chordata, Actinopteri, Salmoniformes, Salmonidae. The record is from the annotation of a GenBank genome assembly.
AUGAACCAUAGUCUGAUCAUCAGAUCAAACUUGAAUCAAAUUUAGAAUCCCUCCAACAAAAUGUGAGUUACCGGACCAAACAAAAUAGGAAAAACUGUGUGCCUCUGCCUAGCAACUCAUAUAGGGGCAAGUAGUUGUCCAUAUAGCAAGGACUGCAAAUAGUAAAAACAACCUUAGGUCACUGUGAAGAUUUGGACUCAAUGUAAUGACACUGGAGGAUUCAAUCGUCUUUACACUUGUUUUAAUGGAUCAGAGAUUGACAGACGGCCAUUUGGCAUCGGUGUCUGAGCAUUAUUCAGAAUGGUUCAGACCCCUCAGCUGCAGUGUAGAGUUAACCCUGGCUGUUUCACUAUGAUGCCCAUUUCUAUCCCUGUCUGGUACCUACGAAUUAUAUGACAAGGGACAUACAUAAUGUAGUAUUACUAUCAUUGACUCCCUGUCAAGAUGAAGGUUCAAUAAAAGUACACUGAAUAAGGCCACGACAACACUACCACCACAGUACACAGUCAGAAUAACACCACGACAACACUACCACCUCAGUACACAGUCAGAAUAACACGACAACAACACUACCACCUCAGUACACAGUCAGAAUAACACAACAACAACACUACCACCUCAGUACACAGUCAGAAUAACACCACAACAACACUACCACCUCAGUACACAGUCGAGAUAAAACACGACAACAACACUACCACCUCAGUACAUAGUCAGAAUAACACCACAACAAUACUACCACCUCAGUACACAGUCAGAAUAACACCACGACAACACUACCACCUCAGUACACAGUCAUAAUAACACGACAACAACACUACCACCUCAGUACACAGUCAGAAUAACACAACAACAACACUACCACCUCAGUACACAGUCAGAAUAACACGACAACAACACUACCACCUCAGUACACAGUCAGAAUAACACGACAACAACACUACUACCUCAGUACACAGUCAGAAUAACACGACAACAACACUACCACCUCAGUACACAGUCAGAAUAAUACCACAACAACACUACCACCUCAGUACACAGUCAGAAUAACACCACAACAACACUACCACCUCAGUACACAGUCAGAAUAACGCCACGACAACACUACCACCUCAGUACACAGUCAGAAUAACUCCACGACAACACUACCACCUCAGUACACAGUCAGAAUAACGGCACGACAACACUACCACCUCAGUACACAGUCAGAAUAACACCACGACAACACUUCCACCUCAGUACACAGUCAGAAUAACACCACGACAACACUACCACCUCAGUACACAGUCAGAAUAACACCACGACAACACUACCACCUCAGUACACAGUCAGAAUAACACAACAACAACACUACCACCUCAGUACAUAGUCAGAAUAACACCACAACAACACUAACAACCCAGUACACAGUCAGAAUAACUCCACGACAACACUACCACCUCAGUACAGUCAGAUAACGCCAUGACAACACUACCACCUCAGUACACAGUCAGAAUAACACCACAACAACACUACCACCCCAGUACACAGUCAGAAGAACGCCAUGACAACACUACCACCUCAGUACAGAGUCAGAAUAACACCACAACAACACUAUCACCUCAGUACACAGCCAGAAAAACGCCAUGACAACACUACCACUUCAGUACACAGUCAGAAUAACGCCACAAUAACACUACCACCUCAGUACACCAUCAGAAUAACAGCAAGACAACACUACCACCUCAGUACACAGUCAGAAUAACGGCACGACAACACUACCACCUCAGUACACAGUCAGAAUAACGCCACAACAACACUACCACCUCAGUACACAGUCAGAAUAACACCACGACAACACUACCACCUCAGUACACAGUCAGUAUAACGCCACGACAACACUACCACCUCAGUACACAGUCAGAAUAACACCAUGACAACACUAUCACCUCAGUACACAGUCAGAAUAACACCACAACAACUCUACCACCUCAGUACACAGUCAGAAUAACGCCACGACAACACUACCACCUCAGUACACUGUCAGAAUAAUGCCACAACAACACUACCACCUCAGUACACAGUCAGAAUAACACCACGACAACACUACCACCUCAGUACACUGUCAGAAUUAUGCCACGACAACACUACCACCUCAGUACACCGUCAGAAUAAUGCAACGACAACACUACCACCUCAGUACACCGUCAGAAUAAUGCCACGACAACACUACCACCUCAGUACACCGCCAGAAUAACACCACAACAACAUACUGUAAGUGUGUCUUGUCAAUAUCUCUAAAAGUCAAACCUGUUACAGAAUAAAGUGGACACACUGCUGCUGUUGUUGAUGCUUAUGUUAGUCCAUCGUAUCCGAUGAGGACUUCCUUUGUUUGUAUAUAUUUAUUGUUGUUGUUAAACAGUAAUCUGUGAGCUCCUUUGGCUGCAUUCACACAGGCAUGCCAAUUCUGAUAUUCUUUCCACUAAUUGGUCUUUUCACCAAUCACAUCAGCUCUUUUAACAUUAGAUAUUUUUCUGAGCUGAUCUGAUUGGUCAAAAGACCAAUUAGUUAAAAAACAUCAGAAUUGGGCUGCCUGUCUAAACGCAGCCGUAGUGACAAAACAUCCUAUCCGUAAACCCCUUUGUCUAUCGCAGACAGGACAUGGAAAAUCUUGGUUUGAUGGGGCACACGCACACACUGUGAUACGAUUACUUCACUGCCCGCUACCAGGAACCAUGUACAAUAUGCACUAAUCUUUGGAGAUUGAUACACAGAAUGAUGUCGCCUUUAAAGAGUGCCAUCGGAGACUUCUUGGACACCACUGAGUCACAAACUGGGUGGCAGCUGGCAGUAAUGUUGACAUGAUGUGUAAAACCAAUAAACGCAGAUGUUUGAAAACGACUUAACCAGUAGAGAGAAAAAGACAUACAGUGAGGCAGUCAGGCAGUCAGUCAGUCAGUCGAUAUAGAGAACGUUUGCGUGUGUAUUUUGUUGAUAACCUUGAUUUGGAACACACUGUCAGUCUCCAGGAGCAGAUGGCACAGAGCUCUAUCCAUGCUUGGGAGGGUAGCCCAGAGUGGGUGGGUGUGUGUGUCUCUCUGUGUGCCCUGUGUGUGUGUGUGUCUUGCAUUUGUAUGUGUUUGUGCAUCUAUGUCAGGUGUUUUCUGAGAGAUGUUUUGCCCUCUUUGCGUGUAUGUAUUUGUGCACAUCACACACAGCUCACAGCUUAGGCCUAGGUGAGUAUGUGCCAGUAUUUGGCUGUGUUCAUCAAAUUUGUAUGGCCCCCCCACAAGAUGCACCCCUCAUUCCCUGCCCUAUCAAGGACCGCUGUACAUGUCUUGGCCAGUCUUAUUCAAACUACAAGUCUUGUAUGUAUAACACUUACAAGAGCACAAGACAAACGUCCACAAAUCCCAGUAGAUGACAUGUAUUUUCAUGUUUAUUUCCAUCUGACUAAUCAUUGCAUAUGUCCUCCCUUUUUUUAGACCGUUAGGAACACAAAGUAAAGGAGUGAUUAUCCUUUUACCCUUUCUCUUAUCUCUAUCUCUCUUAUCUUCAUCCUUCCAUCUUUGUUUUGUCGCUGUGAAUAAGUAAAUAGGCCAUCUUGGCUUUGCCUGUAAAAUAUAAAUAAUGAUCAGUGAUUUCAGGACGCUGUUUCUUUUUUUUUUCUCCAUUCAUUAAUAUUUCAUCGUACUUAUGGUUUAGGUCAAAAUGACAAAACGAUCUACCUUUUGUAUAUGUGUACAGGCUGUACAGGUUUAAUAACUUGGCUUUUCUUUUUGAAACAAAAGAACUCAACACCCUAGAUAUUUGAAAGCUUGCUAUAAGAGGAGGUACUGCUUGUUCUGCUCAUUAUUGUAUUUCUAUGUCUUUCCCCAUGGCAAGGAGUUGUUUUUGAAACAUUAUACUGGGCCCACCUUGUAGCUCUGUGGUAUGUAAACCCCAGGAGUGGGAACCUCUGAAGUGGACCCACCCAACAUGUCUGUCAUCAUCACCACUUUACAGAGUUCACUGAGGUUGAGCGAAUUUAUUUCAUUUUGUUUCUCUUUCACACUAUGUUUGUAGCAGUUAUUAUCCAAUAAUCAACCCUCAAUUACCUCAGUAAAACAAGGCUGAUGUGCCCUGGGUGAGCACUGAGCGUAUUAGAUCCUGAAACUCCUCCAGCGUUUCCAUGUUUCCGAAAUGGUUACCAAAACGCCUCUAAGGAAUUGUUGUAGACGAGAGAAGCUAGAUGGUGGAAUUCACGGGUUGCAGAACUACUCACUUUGUGUGAUUCUUAUCUUUGUGACUAGGCAGUGUAGGGGUUUUGUGUGUUUAACUUAUUGUGUAUGGGUGAGAAUGGAUGAAUAAAUAAAUGUGUGUGUACUUUAAAUGAUGUGGAACAGUGUGUGUGUGAGUCUGUGUGUGUGUUGAUAUGUGGUUUGUGGCUGCUCUUAUGACAUUAACCUCAAGCGGGUCACUGAGCUAGAAAGCCAUCAGCUUUGCCUCACAAAUUCUAUAACUCGCCCCACUGAGAAAUCAAUAGAGCGCAUUAAGCCUUACAUAUCACAGGUAUUCAUCUCUCCUCCUCACUCUUAAGAUGUUCAGUCCUUUCCUUUUACCCCUCCCUCCCUCCCUCCACCAAUCACACCCCUCCCUCCCUCCCUCCACCAAUCACACCCCUCCCGCCCUCCACCAAUCACACCCCUCCCUCCCUCCCUCCCUCCACCCAUCACAUCCCUCCCUCCCUCCACCCAUCACAUCCCUCCCUCCCUCCACCAAUACCCCCUCCUGCCCUCCUGCCCUCCACCAAUCAACCCCCUCCCACCUCCUCCCUCCCUCCCUCCACCCAUCACACCCCCUCCCUCCCUCCACCCAUCACCCCCCCUCCCUCCCUCCCUCCCUCCCUCCACCAAUCACCACCCCCUCCCCUCCCUCCCUCCCUCCCCCCACACACACCCCUCCCUCCCCCAAUCACACCCUCCUCCCUCCCCCUCCCCCCCUCCACACACCCCUCCCUCCCUCCACCCAUCACACACCCUCCCUCCCUCCACCAAUCACCCCCUCCCUCCCUCCCCUCCACCAAUCACACCCCCUCCCUCCCUCCACCCAUCACACCCCCCCUCCCUCCACCAAUCACACCCCUCCCUCCCUCCACCCAUCACACACCCCUCCCCCCCUCUACCCAUCACACCCCUCCCCCCUCCACCCAUCACACCCCUCCCCCCCCCCUCCCACCCAUCACACCCCUCCCUCCCUCCACCCCCCCAUCACACCCCUCCCUCCCUCCACCAAUCACACCCCUCCCUCCCUCCACCCAUUUUGUCGUCAGUGAAACUGCUCAAUGUAGCGUGGCGACUGUUCAUCAUCGUGUCUAUAAAGAAUGCUCAAGACAUUACCGUAAUUAUGACUUCACUGCCUGACAAGAUUUAACCGAGCUGGUCUGUACCUGACAUGGGUUCUAAUGAUGUUGUUUGUGUAUUAAGAUAGGCCCUCUGAAACAAAAGUUGCUGAUGGUGUCUAUCUUGGUCCUGGUCAGCCAUGCUGGAGUGGAGAGUAAUGAACAAACCACUGUCCGUAAUGGAGAUCACUGGCAGGCUGUUUAAUUGCACAACCUAAGCCAGGGGCCCCGCCUGCUUUUCUGUGAUAUGACUUUAUUAUGAGGUGUCAUUGUGUGUGUGUGUGUGUAUGUGUGUGUGUGUGUGUGUGUGUGUGUGCCACAUCUCCUAAUACUCCUCAUCCACCACACUUUUCUAGGAGACAUGAACAUGGCGGUAGCUAAAAGACAACAAUAACAAUGUCUUCUCCAAAUUGACGAGUUAAACUCUUUGGGAAUUAUUGUUCUUCACAUUUCAAUCAAUUCUAUAACUUCUCUCUGUAACCAGAGGACUUUGAUAAAGGCAGCGCUCUUAUCUGUAUGAACAUGCUGGCUUCCCCAUAGGACUCCAUAUUCCCCAACCUAUCAAAUGAGCUUAGAAUGCAUGUGGUUAUUCAAUUGAAUAUGCUUAAUUAGGAUGUAUAUGGCGUUGUAGAUGUUCAUAAAAAUGCAUAUUUUGCAGUUAGUUUAAUAUGAAUGUAUUUAAGUACUUGGUGUCAUUAAUGUGAUCCGUUAUACUUCAUCUCAUUACCAUAUAACGUUAUAUGGCUCAUUGUCCUGAAUCUUGCUGGGAGCUCCAGAGUUUUUGUGCUUCCCUUGCCAGUCUCGUCUGCUAGGGUCCCCUGCCUACGUUGACGGACCGUAUCACUCUGUUUUUGAUGUGUCCCCUGCCAGAUUGAGAUGUGGACCUCAUGGGGCGUUUGUGAUUGUAACCACGCGCCACUGGAAUUUGAUUUCAGCUGUGCUGUGCGCUCCCAGCCAGCAUGGGCUAAAUUGAAGCGUGUGACGAUUUAAUCAGGAUGCCCCUUAGUGCGCGCGCGUGUGUGUGUGUGUGUGUGUGUGUGUGUGUGUAUAGGAGUGUGGUUGUAUGUGGGCCUAUAGGCAUAUACAUUAUGUUUGUUUGUUUGCAAGUAUGUGUGGGUGUGAGCAAGAGAGAGAAAGAGUCUGAAUAACAAACAUGUUUAAUGGGGAUAUAGCUGCAAAUCCGGAUCCCAUUUGUAGACGGACACUUAAAACCAUCUGGGAAAUAGCUGCAUUUGCCACUUGCCAAAAACUAUUUCAAUGCUACCACGAAUGAGCUGAAUUGAAGUUCCCCUUAAAACUGAAAAUUGACAGUUGUAAAUUAAACAACAUUGCUAACCACUCUUUUACUUAACCUCUUCAGUCUGUGAUUCUGCCUGGCCUUUAUCCUGACAACUGAUGGGGCUGCCAGUUCUUCACAGUUCUUCACAGAACAUAAUCAAUACUCUGAAGUGUUAUGUACACUGUCACUCGACUCCACCUCUGACAUGAGGCUCUUGCUUUUCACCAAAUAAGCACUGACGCUCUUUGUCAAACAGGUGCUAACCCACAGAACGAUUCUUAAACUGUAAAAAUAGCCGGUCAGGACCACAGGUGACCAAUUAUAAUCAUGUUCCCAAUCCUCCACCUCUUCCAGGCAGCGUGCUGGCAGGCUCCAUAGACUGUCAGGAGGCUGAGCGAGGCUGUGUGCAGGAUCAGGGCUGCAUGGGGGUGUACAGGGUGCUGGAGUACUGUGCUGCUGAGGAGGCCGUGUCGCCCCUGGGCCCAGAUGCCCGGGGGGAGUGUCUGGAGGCCCAGAGCGCCCUGCAGCAGUAUGGGCCCCUCCAGGCCUGCAAGUGCCAGCGCGGCUCCCGCCGGGAGGAGCUCUGCCUCAGGGUCUACUGGACCGUCAGAUUCGCUGGUGAGUUUCACUGUUUGUGUGUUUUUUUUGUCUUUUUAUGUGUUUCAUUUUAUCUGUGUGUGUGUGUGAGAUGUUUUUCUCUUGAAUGUCUCUGUGUUGUUGCUGCAGUGUAUGAUGAGUACGAGGUGUCUCCGUAUGAGGAUCUGGAGGUGGAGUUUGUGAGGCACAUAGAGAUGUCACGCAUGGCCUCUAUCAUGGCAGGUACUGCUCCACUCCCGUCACUACACAGCUCGCUCUUAUUGGAGCAUAAUAAUGACUAUGACAGUCUGGGAUGUCCAGAAUCAUGUCUUUUAUGAUUUUGUCUUCCUUUCUCUCUUAUUCAUUGCCCCUUUUCCCAAAACCCCACCUUCCUCCAUUCUUCUCUCUGUUUUCUUCCUCUCCUCACCCUACCACUCCUCCCUCUCAUCCCAGCCUCCUCUCUGCCUCUGGAUGGACAGAACCAGUGUCUGAAAGCAGCCCAGGACUGUGGUCUGUAUGAGAAGUGUGGUUCUCUGAGGUCGGAGUAUGUUGUGGCCUGCACCAAGCGGGCUCCGGGCUCCGACGGCAGCUGUAACAGACAGAAGUGCCACCGGGCGCUGCGUCGCUUCCUGGAGCGGGUACCAGAGGAGUACAGCUUCGCCCUGCUAUUCUGUCCCUGCUCCGAUGCUCUCUGUGGGGAGCGCCGGCGGAAGACCAUCGUACCGUCGUGUUCCUAUGAGGAGAGAGACGGCAAACCCAACUGCCUCAGCCUGCAGGGCUACUGUGCCAGGGAUGAGCUGUGUAGGUGAGCUGAGCUGGCUGGGGAACAUGGUUUCUGGGAGGUGUGACAUCAGGCUAAACUUUUCCACUCCACAUUAAGUCCUCUAUCAAGGCACAUUAACAGUUAUAAUCACAAUGCAAAGAUUCAUAACUAGCGUAAUGUUAGAGAGGCAGAGGUGGAGAGGACUGGAUGUACCUAUUUCAUCAACCAUUUGAACAUUUGCAAUCCUCUCAGUGCAAGAGGUUCAGAUAAAUAGUUACAGUACAAAUAGUUCCAAGGUUUGACUUCCCUACAGAGAAGAGGUUGUUCACUAAUCUUCAUCAUUGAUAACGUUGAUAACAUCCAUAAUAAUAAGGACUAAUGAUAUGUCGAUAAGGCUCUGUGACGACUCUGACACAGGCUGCAGUGUUUUUAUUCCACUGGCUGCUCAGUGGUGUUUUGUAUGGAUGAGUAUGUCUGUGGAGCAGGUGAGAGGUGUUAAUGUGACCUACAUUGGAAUUAUGAAUACACAACUGGGUUUGACUAGCAGGCGCUAUGUUCCAGUGUUCUUAUCAAGUCAAUAUUCAGAAAAUAUUAUAUAUAUACAGGAAAAAUCGAAUAUUCAGAAUAAUAUUGCAGCACCUCGAGUCUCAUGUUUCGGAUGCUUACACAAUUCCAAGCUGGAAGGUUCUCUUUCUGUAUGCUUUCAUGUGCUACGGAUUCUGCGUUUCGCUAGGUACUGAAUCCAAAAAACAUAAUUGUAAAGACGCCCUCAGAAAUGUACACUGCCAAGUUGCCAACCCAGGAUUGGCACCUGUUUACAAUGAUGUUUUUCUCCCUUUGUGUGUUUGUGUAUGGGUGUGUGUUUGUGUGAAUGUGUGUGUUGGUGUGUAUGUCUAUCAGAUCUCGUCUGGCUGAUUUCCAGCACAACUGCCAGCCCUCAUCCCACUCUCCCUCUGGCUGCAUGAGAGAGAGUGGAGCCGUCUGCCUUAAGGCCUACGCAGGACUCAUAGGUGAGCUGGAGAGAGAAAGGGAAGAGGGGAUGGAAGAGGGAUUAACAACACAAGGAAGGAACAAUGUUAGAGAAGGAGUGCUGAGUUGACUCCAAGGGCCUUUUAAUCAGGUCAUUGUUGUUAGCUUUUGCUAACCCCAAGGUGUAGGUAGGCACUCAUUUCAUUGCCAAUUGGCUUGUUUGGCUUUUCAUCAAACGCUCCCAGUUCGUAUUGAAAUCAGGUCUGCUGACACAUCUCUAUGAACCCAACCUGCUCCUGUGUGUGUCUGUGUGAACCAGGCACCAUCAUGACCCCCAACUACGCAAACAAUCUCAGUAUGGACGUGUCCCAGUGGUGCAGCUGUGAGGGAAGUGGGAACCUGUGGCAGGACUGUCUGCAUAUCCUGCACAUGUUCCACAGAAACAUCUGUCUGCGUGAGUAA